Molecule: messenger RNA, 5544 nt
Organism: Coregonus sp. 'balchen'
Lineage: Eukaryota; Metazoa; Chordata; Actinopteri; Salmoniformes; Salmonidae
Source: the annotation of a GenBank genome assembly
AUGGUGAUGAGAGGUCAGUAAACUGGACACCCUCCUGGUGUGGCCAGGCGAAAGGUGACCCUCUCUACACUCCUCUUGACCCUCUCUCUGGGUCUGUACACAACACUCAGUCUGUCUCCCCAAAAGGGGGGGGGGGGAUCUGGUCACCAUGACGCCCCAUAAAGUCAAAUAAAUAAUCUCCUCCCUGAUGGUAGUCCCUCACUGUAUUGGUUAGACCAGAGCCAGGGUUAGAUCCAGGGCCUGUACACGAUCUGUGAUGACUCAGCAGGGUUUUUCCUUCGUACACAGUGUGCCAGAGCACCCCACAGGAUGCCGCUCUGCACUCCUCUCCUUUCUUCUUACGCUCCUCUCUAUGAGGUUACAUUUCAACGUAGAUCCCCCACCCUGGGGACUGGCAGAGUCACACUCACACAUUCACUCUCACUCACCGAGAAGGUCUAAUGUUUGUAACAGCUGAGGUGAUUUUAUGUUGUCAAUCCAACAGAAUGGUUUAAACAAUAGCCUUUCACUUUGGGCCCUGGCUAUACUGAUAUGUUACAGUGUCGGUAUGGUCUCUAUACUGUUUGUGUAAGUGGGAUACUGUACAUGUCUCCAAAUCCCCUGACCCCCUGACCUCAUCUCCAGGGGGCUUCUCUCCUCCUCCCCUCUUCCCUUCUGUCACCACUCCUUCCUCCCUCUCUUUCACCCUCCCCUUCUUCUCGGCUCUCUCCCCCAUUGUUGGUGUUACUUGAUAAUUAAUUUGAUCAAAGACCAGACAUUCAACCCUAUAUUAAUCAGCCCUGUUUAAGACUGGGGGAAGGGCGUGUGUGUUUGUGUGCAGGUUGUGUGUGGUAGGUAGUGUGAUUGCAGACAUCUAUGGAGAAGUGUGCAUGUCCAAUUAAUGUUUCCAUUAAUAGAUAGAUAGUCAAUAUCCAUUAAACACAUUUUUAUAUUUAUAUUAAUAGAAAUGUGUAUGUUUGAGAGAGAGAGAGAGAGAGAGAGACAAUAAAGCCCCUUAAAUUGAAUUGAAUUGAGAGAGCGGGAGAGAGAGAGAGAGAGCAGGAGAGAGAGAGAGAGAGAGAUAGUAUAGAAGGAAGUAGAGGCUUCUGGUUUGCGGUAAAGAGGAUUACUCCUCAGCUCCUGUGUCUUUUUACGUUUAAUCGUUGGUACGGUAUAGUGUGAUAACGACAGAGAGAGUGGCAUGGUGCGAUAAAUACAGAGAGAGUGGCCAAAUAAAGUGUUGUCUUGGAUCUUAGACAAUAUAACACCUACUCUACAUGACCUUUUCACUAUUCAGCUUUUCAGGCUUUGUUUUUACAUAGGGCAAUAUCUUAAAUGGCACCCUAUUCCAUAUAAGUGGGGAAUAUGGAAGGGCCAUAAUCUGAAAUGGCCCCACUGUAUAGUUAAUAGGGUGCCAUUUUGGACAUAGCCAUAUUUCGUUGAAUGUUGCGUUUCCUUUGAUCUUGUAUGAUGUUAAUGCUGUAUCUGUGUGCUGGUUGUGUCUCCCUCCUCAGGCCUCAUCCUACUCUUCUACCUAGUGUUCUACAUCUUCCUAGCAGGCAUGUUCUGCCUCACCAUGUACGUCAUGCUGCAGACCUUGGAUGACCACAAACCCACCUGGCAAGACAGGCUUGGUACACCAGGUAUUAUACACUAAUACCACAUUGAGGUUUUGAUCAAGUUAAACCUCACAUUACAAACUAACAUUUAGACAACCACUACUAUAUAGUCGUGAACACCCCAAACAAUCACACAUAGUAUUGUAUACAUAUGAUGAAGGCUAAACCCCCCCAUCUUCUUUCUCUCUUUUCACCAGGCAUGAUGAUCAGACCCAGGGGAGAGGCCAUGGAGAUCAUCUACAACACCCACAACACUGAGAGCUGGGACAUGUAUGCCAAGACCCUGGACAACUUCCUCUCCCGUGAGUCUGUCUGUCUGUCAGCUUGUCUCUGCCUCUCGGUCUGUCUGUCUGUCUCUCUCACGUAAUGUCAUGGGGAAAACAACAUGUUAAACUGUAUUUCUCUCCCAUCCAGCCUACAACAUCUCUCUGCAGGCUGAGAAGAAUGACGAGUGCACACCGGACCAGUAUUUUAUUCAGGCAGACAGUGGUGAUGUGAAGAACAACCCCAAGCGCUCCUGCCAGUUCAACCGAACCCUUCUACAAGAAUGCUCUGGCCUCGAUGACCGUACCUAUGGAUACCAGGCUGGCAAGCCAUGCAUCAUCAUCAAGUUGAACCGGGUAUGGGAGAAGCAGAGAGGGGAGGGGGGCUGGGGAGGGAGGAACUUGGGGUGUUGCUUGGUGAUGUAAGGGAGAGGGGAAUGGAGCAGGAAAUUGUUGGGAGCCUGGAAGCGACCAUACAAUUUAAGUACAAACAACAUUGGAAAAGUUUUGAAAUUGUUUGAUCGACUUCAAAAUCACAACAGUGCUCAGUUGAAUGGAUCCGCUUUAAGGAGGGAUGAAGUGGGGAUGGUGGUGGAACUGCCAGGUUAACACAGGUCUGUCUGUCCCUCUAGGUCAUUGGGAUGUUGCCAGGAAAGGAUGGCCAGGCUCCAUUUGUCACUUGUGGAGCGAAGGUGAGCCUCUCUCUCGCUCUUUCAGUCCGUCCGUCCCCCCUUACGUCCCCUCUCAGAAUGAACCCAUCAUGUCUCUUGUUCUCAUCUAUGUCACCCAUUACCUUCCUUUAUAUCUGUGUUUUUCUUUGCUUGUCUGUGUGGCGUGAACAAUGUCAUUUCAUCCUUUCAUAACGUUGUUCUCUUCUUUUCUGUUACCAUCCAUUCUGUCCUUCCACUCUCAGAGGUACAAAGUUGGCAAAGAUGAAUGGGUAAGGGUGCCACUGUAGUGAUCUUAGUGACAGAUAGAGAGUAGAUAUGUAGUGUAUAGUUGCUAGUGAUACACUGGUACCCUCAUCUUUUUAUAUUCCAAGCUAGAGAGAUACAAUAACUUUGUUGCAUAGCAUGUACAGGUAGACUCAAUGUCUAAAAUAAAUGUAAAUAAAUAGUAGUUUACUAUUGCAAGUCCACAAGUACAGUAUGUAGAUAGACAUGCAGUAAAUGCAAAGAUACAUUUCUACUCUAAUUGUCAUGGUGUCCUUUCAAAGCUCGUCCACUCCUUCAGAUUGGGCAGACCUUCCCUGCUCGUCCACUCCUUCAGAUUGGGCAGACCUUCCCUGCUCGUCCACUCCUUCAGAUUGGGCAGACCUUCCCUGCUCGUCCACUCCUUCAGAUUGGGCAGACCUUCCCUGCCCGUCCACUCCUUCAGAUUGGGCAGACCUUCCCUGCCCGUCCACUCCUUCAGAUUGGGCAGACCUUCCCUGCCCGUCCACUCCUUCAGAUUGGGCAGACCUUCCCUGCCCGUCCACUCCUUCAGAUUGGGCAGACCUUCCCUGCCCGUCCACUCCUUCAGAUUGGGCAGACCUUCCCUGCUCGUCCACUCCUUCAGAUUGGGCAGACCUUCCCUGCCCGUCCACUCCUUCAGAUUGGGCAGACCUUCCCUGCUCGUCCACUCCUUCAGAUUGGGCAGACCUUCCCUGCCCGUCCACUCCUUCAGAUUGGGCAGACCUUCCCUGCUCGUCCACUCCUUCAGAUUGGGCAGACCUUCCCUGCCCGUCCACUCCUUCAGAUUGGGCAGACCUUCCCUGCUCGUCCACUCCUUCAGAUUGGGCAGACCUUCCCUGCUCGUCCACUCCUUCAGAUUGGGCAGACCUUCCCUGCUCGUCCACUCCUUCAGAUUGGGCAGACCUUCCCUGCCCGUCCACUCCUUCAGAUUGGGCAGACCUUCCCUGCUCGUCCACUCCUUCAGAUUGGGCAGACCUUCCCUGCUCGUCCACUCCUUCAGAUUGGGCAGACCUUCCCUGCUCGUCCACUCCUUCAGAUUGGGCAGACCUUCCCUGCCCGCCCACUCCUUCAGAUUGGGCAGACCUUCCCUGCUCGUCCACUCCUUCAGAUUGGGCAGACCUUCCCUGCUCGUCCACUCCUUCAGAUUGGGCAGACCUUCCCUGCUCGUCCACUCCUUCAGAUUGGGCAGACCUUCCCUGCUCGUCCACUCCUUCAGAUUGGGCAGACCUUCCCUGCCCGUCCACUCCUUCAGAUUGGGCAGACCUUCCCUGCUCGCCCACUCCUUCAGAUUGGGCAGACCUUCCCUGCUCGCCCACACACUUCAGACAGAACAUGCUCUAACUAAUGACCUUGAUCCUCUGCCCCUGCAGAAAGAAGACUCUGAUAAGAUUGGAGAGGUGGCGUACUACCCUGAAAAUGGCACCUUCAACCUCAUGUACUACCCUUACUAUGGCAAGAAAGCUCAGGUGAGAAUCUCCUGAUACCAACCUGGCAACACUCAGGAAGCAUCACUUAUAAACCUAUUUUUAUGGUUAGAAUAAAAAAUCUUAGUGAUCCAAUGUUAUUACAUUGUUAUUACGCAUUAAUCUGCCUGUGCUUUCAAUACAUUUUAGAUAAAAUGUUGCUGAAAAAGAAUGCUGAUAGCUUAUGUAACAAUAUCUUAAAAAUUGAACUAUUGUCUUGUUUCAGGUGAACUACUCCCAGCCUCUGGUUGCCAUCAAGUUCCUCAACAUCACCCUCAAUGAAGACAUCAAUAUCGAGUGCAGGAUCAUCUCCAACAACAUUCCUCCUGGGAGUGAAAGAGACAAGUUUGCUGGAAAAGUGUCUUUCAAACUGAGGAUCAACACUAGAAACUAGAUUUACAUUCUCUUUCUUUCACAAACAUUCCCACCCACAUUCUGUGCACAGGUACACACACACAUACAGAAACAGAUAACAGAAUUAACACCCUCUGUUUGACGAAUAGAAUAUGUUUAUAACUUCCAUUUACUGCACCAUUUACCCUAGAUGUCGGGCAUUGUAUGUCCAGUGGAGUGAUGCUGUCAGAAUGGUGCAGUAAAAAGGGUGGUAAUUCUGUCUCUGUUUCUGUGUGUGAGCUUUGGGACUGAUUCUUUUCUGUAAAUUAGUUUGACUUGAAGUCUAUUUACACUGCAUGACUAACUAGGUGAUAUAGAGGACAGAAACACAUAUGAUUUCAAAGUUUGCAAGAUGGAAGCAACACCUCUUACCAGUUUACUGUGACUCCUUCCUUGCUGCCUGCCUCUAGAGUGCCCCUUUAUGUACGAAUAUACACAAAAUACAAUACAAAACGUGUAUAUCUAUUUAUAUAUCAUAUCCUUAUAUCAGUAUGUCUAUUUUGUUGCACUUGAAUAGUCCAACAGCUAAAACGUAUCAUGAAAAAAACAUUUUGGUGGAUGAAUGCAGAGACGGAGUCAUUUUGCAUGUGUGUAUUGUCUUUAGUGUGCUAAGAGGGCAGGAGGCUUCACGUCCCAGCUCUCUGCUCUGUUAUGUGGGAAUUAUAAAUGAGGUUAUGUUAAACCACUGGCCACCAGGAGGGACCACACUGCACUCUGCAGUAAUCAUCCAGUUUAGCCCCCCCCCCCCCCCCACAGCCAUUGUGUGAAUAAAAUGUGAGCUAUAAGAAGAUAGCAUCUCCAACAUGGGGAGUUAUAGAGGUCAACAACUUUGAUUAUGUGUAUGUUUGCAUGUGUGUGUACUGUAUGUCUUUGU